Messenger RNA from Solanum lycopersicum (tomato), 711 nucleotides. RefSeq names its product auxin-responsive protein SAUR68-like. Gene Ontology annotation, biological process: response to auxin. NCBI's taxonomy places the organism in Eukaryota, Viridiplantae, Streptophyta, Magnoliopsida, Solanales, Solanaceae. The record is from RefSeq and is a predicted model, not a curated record.
GAACAGGCAUCAGCACAUGGCUUUGCCUAACAAACUUAUCAGCUCCUCUUGUAUAAAUUAACUCUCUUCCUUGAUCAUCAAGCACAAGCACUAUCAAUUCAGCCAUCAAAACUCUCUAGAUUUCUUAUUUACUUUCUUGUUUUCAAUCUUCCGGAAAAGAAAAUGGCAAUGAUUAGUACCAAGAAACUCAUCAAAAUGGCUAGGAAAUGGCAGAAGUUUGCAGCCAUGCAGAGGAAGAGGAUUUCAUUUCCAAGAAAUGGCAGUACAUUCUCAUCACCUAUAGUUGAAAAAGGACAUUUUGUAGUAUAUACAGUCGAUCAAGUUCGCUUUGUCAUUCCAUUGGCUUACCUUGAAAAUGAAGUCAUUGAACAACUCUUAAACAUGUCCGAAGAAGAGUUUGGACUGCCGAGUGGUGGCCCUAUUACAUUACCUUGUGAUUCAGCCUUCAUGGACUACAUCAUUCCACUAAUAAACAAAGGCAUAGCUUCUGGAGAUCUUCACAAAGCGUUGCUCCUAUCAGUUCCUUCUUUUUGCUGUUCGACUUCUUCUUUGCACCAAGAAAGUGGAAACCAACAUCUUCUUGUUUGUUGAGUCAUAAUUAACAGUUUUCUAAUUACACUCUAGCUUAGAUAGGACAUAGGAUGAAGAACACAAUUGUAAAGCUCAUCAUACAGAUUCAAUAUUCAAUAUUAUCAGAGAAGAUUUACCAUA